GGACUUGUUGGUAUAGUAUGGUCCCAAACCGUCGGAGAGUAUAUUAGGUUCUGUAUUCGGUAAUCCUCUCUCACCCCUUUGCCUCCCCUCUCUGAGGGGUUUCCCUUUCCAUUUCCCAUUUUCCGUCACUUUCCCGAGAAAAUUCCACGACAAUCUUCUCCUUCUCAUUUCAACUGUCACCGAAACCCAACUUCGUUUAGGGUUCGAAAUCGCUGGUUAGGGUUUUCUUUUCCUCGGUUUUCCGUGUUUGCUCGGGAUUGAAGAUUGGAGAUGGGGAGCAUCGAUCGUUCCGAUCGCCGGAAGUUCAGGACCGAUUUCACGGCGGAAGGAGUGGCGGUGCUGAGGGAAAAAGUGAAUGAGAAGCUGAAGGAGUUCAUGGGGGAUUACACUGAUGACACUCUUGUGGAAUAUGUUAUUGUGUUACUGAGGAAUGGCAGGGACAAAGAUCAAGCGAAGAAUGAGUUAAAUGUUUUUUUGGGGGAUGACAGUGAUUCUUUUGUAGCCUGGUUGUGGGAUCAUUUGGCUUUGAAUAUAGAUUUGUAUGUACAAUCUAAAGAGUUGCAGGAUGAAGCUCCCAAAAGAAAGCUUAUAUCAGAGGUCCAAGCUGGAGGUGAUGGUUUUCAGCAUUUGAAUUCACAGUCAGAAAGAGUAGAGUCUAAUAAGUUAUCUAGAAGUCGCCGUAACAAAGAUUGGAAAGGAUUGGUGGGGAGAGAUACUGAAGCACCAUACCUUUGGAACUCUGAGGUUGACAAUGUUCAUUUGGAGGAAAAAGACCGAUCUAAAGUCAAUCGUGGUCCAAGGUUACAAUCUCCUCCAUCACCAGUUCAACGGAAAAGGAGACGGUCUGUUGAUCAGCAGAAGACUAAGAGGGAUUCAGGCUCACAAGUAACAAUUCAUGCUCCUCGACGGCUGCUUCAGUUUGCAGUACGAGAUGCAGUGGCUACUUCAAGACCAUAUAACUCAGGCACACCAGUAGAAACCUCUUUGAAGCGUCUUCGUUCUGUAGUUUCUACAUCCUCUGUUGACUCAUCCUUGGUUGAACAUCCUCAGAGGAUGCAGACCACCAGGGUGGCAAACCCCACGUCUACAGUGCUCAAGGCUGUGCCAGAAGCUGCUGAAGAUGCGGUAAAAUUCAAAUACUCAGGAAGUGUAUUUGAUCGGCUUGGCUGUAAUAUAAAUCGAUCAGAUGGUAACAGGAAACUUGAUGAUGAUUACCAACAUCAGGAGCAAAGUCAGUUAUUGUAUCUUCAAAGAACUGACUAUGGUGAUCAGUAUGCUGGAAACAUGUCAACGUUUCAACAUGAAACUGCUUUUCUUUCUGAUUCUACUUCAGACGAUGAAGGGUUUGAUGAUGUUAAUGUCAUGGGUCAUAGGGUGAGUAGAGCUUCUCAAUUAGGCUCCUCUGGUGGAAACAGGGGUGAUGACUCAUUGAUGGUGCAUUAUAGUGUAGCAAAAAAUGAUGAUGAGAAUGUCUCUCUUGAACGAAAUAGAGAUCAGGAGCAAUCUGCUGUUACACCUAACACUUCCAAGAUAGUGAACAUUUCGGUUAAUGUAAAUACUUGGAAGCCCCCUGGCCCAGCACAAUGCCAGGAACCUAGGAAGGUUGCAGAAUUAGAUGGUCAAAAAACCCUAAACAGUAACAUUGGAGCUCCAAGAUCUGAUCCAAGACUGGUGAAGGAGAACGCCAGAGCUUUGAAAACUAAUCAUGGGAAUGUGAACUCUACCCUGGAUUUGAAGAAAGCGCCUCCGAAGGCACAACUAUUGACUGCUGCUCAUGUGUUCUCAGGUCCAAGUGCGGCUGGUCAUUUGUUAGAGGAUGCUGAUUCACGAACUAUUUUUGCCAGCAAUGUUCAUUUUGCUGCAACCAAAGAUGGCCUAUCGCGUCAUUUUAAUAAAUUUGGGGAAGUGCUAAAAGUUGUUAUAGUUACUGAUGCAAUGACAGGACAACCAAAAGGGGCAGCUUAUGUGGAGUUCAUGAGUAAAGAAGCUGCAGAUAAUGCAUUAUCACUGGAUGGAACUUCCUUCAUGUCACGUAUUCUCAAGGUUGUGAGGAAAAGUGCUGCACCUCAAGAGUAUGCUCCAGCCCUGCCAUGGCCACGUGGAGUUAGGGGAUCACCAUUUCCCUCUGCUAGGUUUUCAAGAGCUCCCUUCCCGAGAGGUGUUGUCGGGGCAUUUAGCCCUAGGCCCCCAGUUAAAUUUGGUUCCAGGAGCUUGCAAUGGAAGCGGGAUGCUCAGGGUAUUUCAUCAGAAAGUAGUGCAGCUUCAAAUUACAGCAAUCUUUCUUCACCUGGUGCUCGAGGUCUCACCUAUGUGAGAACAGAAUCUAAGCUGGAUGCCAGCUUGAAUUCCACGUAAUUUACUUCUUCAAUGAAUGGUGGCAGACUAUGUUUACUUAUGGCCCUAAAGACUUGAAAAUAAAAAUUCUGAAUGUAGGGAGACACUUAGGGGUUAAUUUUGGAUUUUUAUUCUUUGUACAUGUUGGAGGACAUUUUAAUUAUCUAAAUAUAUUGUCAUCGUUGGUUGUUGAAGUUCCAGAUUAGGUGUGGAUCGUUGGGAUGAAGAUGAGAAGUGUAAUGGAAAUAGUUGAUUUAUCAAUACAGCUGAGGUAAAGUAUCUGGGGAUGUAUGGACUCGGACAUGGUCUUUUUGGUCACUGGAUAGUCUCUUUCACGUGUUACUUUUCAAUACUUUGCAAGCAUUGCUAGUGAGAGAAAAAUUAGAGGGGACAAAAAUAGGAAAAGCAUACAUGAGUUGUGCGAGAUUGCUUCAUUAAACUCUGGUGUACAUAAAUAAAGACUCGAUUCAUUC
Molecule: messenger RNA, 2807 nt
Organism: Lotus japonicus
Lineage: Eukaryota; Viridiplantae; Streptophyta; Magnoliopsida; Fabales; Fabaceae
Exons: 9
Coding region: 271-2355 (694 amino acids)
Biological process (GO): regulation of mRNA stability; mRNA processing
Cellular component (GO): cytoplasm; nucleus
Molecular function (GO): poly(A) binding
Source: RefSeq, a predicted model, not a curated record